Peromyscus maniculatus bairdii (prairie deer mouse) is the source of this 7974-nucleotide messenger RNA. NCBI's taxonomy places the organism in Eukaryota, Metazoa, Chordata, Mammalia, Rodentia, Cricetidae. The record is from RefSeq and is a predicted model, not a curated record.
UUGAAACUCAACAGCAGUGAAAACUGUGUUGCUCAGCAAGUCGCUGUGGAUAAAGCUCUAGAAAUCAUGUUUCUGACUUUCCAAUGCAAAUCUUUUAGGAAAGGCUGAUAUUUUCAUGACUCAAGCAGCAUGGAAUAGGAGAGUGCAACAUGGAGCAGCUUUGAGGAGACGUGAUGGCCGCUGGUGUUUCACACAUGGGCUGCUGAUAGCUUUGGAGGUCUCUCCCAGUCUGUUUUUCCCAGCAGCUCUUGUGCACAGGAUUCUGGGAGGCUAGUGAGCCCUGCUCCACUUUCCUCUUUGACUUCCUGGUUCACAGCCACAAAUAAGCAAUAUUUCUUGUGUUUUACAGACACAAACCCAGUCUAGAUUGGCUCCCGUGCUCUGGCAGUCACUCUGCACUUGUACACGCCGGUCAGUGCUGAUGAUGAGGGAGCCAGCCACCACCAGACCAAGGCAUAGGCAAACCCGGAGAUAAGCUCAUAAGGGGCCUUUACUGUCCCUAGGAUUCCCAUUCCUAAUGAGAAUGGGCAGAUUCAGACCCUGCCUGUGGUUCCUCUUGUGUGGGUGCUUGGCUGGGUGGGGGAAGGGGACAGACAGAGGAAGACCUUUGGGACUGGAUCUUACUUCCCAGGCAGUCUCAGAGAUUGAGUUCUUGGCAAGAUGGAGAAGCUGUGAGGUGCUGACUUGCAGACUCUUGACUCCCACUGGGAAGGCCGGGUACCCUGCACUCCUUCUCAAGAGCCCAUUUUAACCAGACGAGAGAAAUUUUCCAAAGACCCUUAGAUCUUGUCCAAGGGCCAUGUAGGAAGUGGUAGAACUGGGCCCAGACUAGCUCCUUGCCUGGCAAGUCCAUGUACUUCACCACUGCCUUCCAGAGAGGGCGUGGGAGCAUUCGAGUUGAGAGCCAGAAGCAUGAUUUGGUGAAAUGGCAGAGACAAGAGGUAUGGUGAAGUGUAAUGAAGAAGGAGUAUUUUGGUCACAGGCAUCUUCUCUAAAUUUAAGUAGCAUUUUAAAAAGUGAGAAACAAUCAUGAUAUGGUAUCUAAAAGUGAAAAGAGCCCUUGGCAUGGUCUGGGAGAGUAUAGCUACCAGUUACUUCAUGAAUCAGUCACCAGGAACUAGUAUGUGCACAGGAGCAGGAUGCUAGAAGGAAGGCCAUAGCGCUCACAUGACACACUGAACUAGAGUGGGCUCGAACACCGUGUAGGACUUGCAGGGAGCAGCUUGUGGAAUGAGGAGAGCUGCAGGGAGCUCACUGUGCAGGGAGCCUUCUUAGCUGGGGGCUCUGCCCGUCUUGGUUCCCGCCUGGCAGUGGCCUGCUGUCUGUCAUCCCUUUACCCAGUGUUUGCUGCUGCCCUUCAGGAUGCUCCCAGGAGGCAUGGCACUCAGCAGAGCAAUCCACCCAGAGUAGCACAGCUGGCAGGGGCAGGCUGUCAGUGGAGCCCAGGCUCUAAUUCCUGGCUCACUUGUUAACUAGGAGCCCUGCAAAGGGGCUUGCCAGAGAGGUGAGGACGGGAGCAAUACCUGUGAACCCUGGGCCAGAUGCUGCCACGACUCCUUCCCUGGCGUCUGAGGACUGGCUUUGAAUACCCCCAGGAACGUGAGCGUAGCUUCUCACAAAUCUAGCGGCAGGACCUGGAGCUGUGUUCUGCUAGCUAGAGAGUGGCCUCCUUCCUUGCCACCUAGUUUACAGAUGACCUUUCAGAGUAUUAUGCCCAUUCAUUUAUUCGUUGUUGUUUUUUGCUUGUUUGUUUUUUGAGAACGGGGUAGCAGCCACUGCUGACCUCAAAUUUUCCUGCCUCAGCCUCCUGGCUGCUGGGAUUACAAAUCUGAGCCACCAUAUCUGGCACCAGUUUUAAAAUAAUGAUGCAUUUUUGAAGCUCAUUUCCUUAGAAGUAGGAGCUUUGAAGUACCACAGUCCCAUCACCCAGAAAUCACCGGGAUCAUUAGGUGACCACAACUAUAGAUGGCAUUCUCUGAGAUCCUAUAGGGGCCACUUGGAGCCAUCAACAACAGACUCACUAGAACCAUCUUCUUUUAAACUUUGGUGAAUUAUUUAUUUUGCUUCAGUAGGAGAUGUGCAGUUUCAGAUAGAAACACAGGCUUCUGAGAGCUGCUGCCGAAGCUAAGAUUGUAAGCUGAUGAAAACCCAAGUCCAGAGACCCCGUUAACCAGGCGCUGAUGCUCUCAGUGUGCAGGGUUCCCGCCUCCUGAUGGUUCACAAGGCACUGCUGAGUUUGCUGCGUUCACUAGCGUUUGUUGAGCCCCUCCUGAGCCAGCAUGCCAGGCCCUGUUCUCAGGACUACCCGUGUGGAUUCUGGGCAGAUUCCAAGUUGCUGUCCUGUGUUGUCAUUAGCUCAGCACGGUCAGCCCUGCUUCCCCGAGGCGUCGUGUCUUCUGGCUAGGUUCUGGGUUACUCUGCUCUGACCCUGUGUCUGCAGUUUUUGCCUGCGAUGUAUAGCAUGGUGGAUCUUCAUACUGCACAGCAGCCUCUGCCCGUCCCUUUUUGCAAAGGGACUAGAUGGCACGUUUUCUUGAGGAGAGGAUAAGGGCUGUGCUGUCUGAAGGGUCGCUUGGCUGGCUUUCCAUCUCAGAACAGUCACCACCACCUGUGCUCCCAGGCUGGACCUUGUCUUCUCUGGUUUGACGAUAGUGACUAAUUGCCCACCUGUCCAGAACACCUCUCGAUCCAGGCAGGCCUCUGCGAGGCAGAUUUUUCUGUGCGCUGCAGGCUGAAGUUGGCCUGCAGAGUAGGGAGAGCCUCUGUCAUGUUGCUGGCUUUACCUUCUUGUUUUGGCGGUGUCUGAUACCUGUCCAUCUUUGGAUGCCUUGUUCUGACCCCUGACUUUUCCCGCAUUAGGGACAUGUUCCCUCUGGUUUUUCUGUGGAGCUGGCAAUGAGAUGGCUUUCUCGUCGUCUUUAUUUUUCCCCUUCUGGGUUUGCUGUUCUUAUGAUGCCAUCCUGUGCACAGCACACUUCCCCUCACUGCUUGUCGUAGUCCUGACUUGUGUGAAUAUGUUCCUAUGGGAGCAGCCCCCGGCCCCAGUCCAUCUACAGUUCUGAAAGUCUGCCUGUGCCACGAGGAUCACCAGAUACUGGCAGCUGAGGUGCAUGCAGACUGAGCUAGGGAGCUGUCUUGUUGGGACCGGGAUUCUGCUUUGAGUUGUUUCAGCUUUCCAGGGCUCAGUGCUCUUGGCUUAUCCCUGGACUUCCUAGAAGGCCUGGAGGCCUCUUGUUUGCAGUCAGCCCCAGGGGACAGAGAUGCUCCUGGGCUCCAGCACUCAGUCUGCAGCGCAGGAAUGCUUCUCCCCAGGGUUUCCUUGCCUGGGGCUGCUGUUCCUGUCUGGCUGCUGUUUUCCCUUCCAGCCCCAACAUCAGCACCAGCCCUUUGGAAGGUGGUCCCUGGCAACUCCUCCUGAGCCUGAGCCACGCAGCAUCAGUUUGUGUUUCUUCAUAGCCCUGGUUGUUUAUUCAUUUGCCCUCCAUGAGGAAGCCCCUUCCAGGAGAGCAGAGUGAGAGCGAGGGCCUCCUUUUGUCCGGUCUCGCUCACUGGUCUCCAGUACCUGCCGCACAGUAGGUCCUCAGUAAAUGACUGGAGCACGCAGGUCACUAAGCACUGGCAGAAACCUCUGGGCCUUUUGGGUUGUUUUCCUUUCCUCUCUUAAUUCUUGCCCUUGCUUUCUACAUUUUUGAUACAUUUCCAUUCUGAAGGAGUCCUUGUUUCUUAUGAGGUUCUUUCUGUCAUCUUGUGUCUUGGCCAGGGGCAUGACUGCAGUGGGGCGUGUGCAUGGUGGAUGGCAGUGAUGCAAGAGUGACCAGUGUCUCUCAGGAGCACGUACAGCCCAAGUCUGCAGGCAGCUGUAGAGCUAGUCUGCACAGUUUCCGGUCUUGCACCUGUAAGGAGGCUGGGCAGCUGGGCUCUUGGGGUGGGGUCUGAUCCAGUGCUUACUCCUACCCAGCUCCCUGUUCAGUGCAUGGAAUUGUGGGAUAGGUUUUUAGGGGCCCUGGCUUUGCAAGUGGGCUGAGGACCACCUGGAGUGACUUCCUAUAGUAGUGACCUGAGAGGAACCCAAUCCAAAGGACCUGCAGAAUGUGUCUGCCAAGCCAGAGGGACCUACGCCGGGCUAGCUUUACGGUAGAGGCUCUGAGAGGUGGGGUGCCGGCGGAGAUGCAGGCCUCAGGGUGCCUUCUGCUCGACUUCGGUGUGCCGUGGGAAGAGUGCUAAAGCUAGAGUGUGUUAGGGUUUGGGGAUCAGGUUAUAAAAGCAAGAACUUACUGAAGAAGAUUUAAAGGCUCACAGAAAGAAGCUGCCCUCAUUCCCUCCCCGCUGCUGACUGGCUUCAUGAGGAAAUAAUUGACUUUUAUAACUUCAUGUCCCCUUGUCCUGAAGAGGCAGCCAUGAGAAGGGAGGUAGUGAAACGGAUCGAAACUGUGGUGAAAGACCUCUGGCCGACAGCUGAGGUGCAGAUAUUUGGCAGCUUUAGUACAGGUCUCUAUCUUCCAACAAGUGACAUAGACCUGGUUGUCUUUGGGAAGUGGGAGCGUCCUCCAUUACAGCUGUUGGAACAAGCCCUUCGGAAGCACAACGUGGCCGAGCCGUGCUCCAUCAAAGUCCUUGACAAAGCUACCGUGCCAAUCAUAAAGCUCACAGACCAGGAGACAGAAGUCAAAGUCGACAUCAGCUUUAACAUGGAGACUGGUGUCCGGGCGGCUGAGUUCAUCAAGAACUACAUGAAGAAGUACUCGCUACUGCCCUACUUGAUUUUAGUGUUGAAGCAGUUCCUCCUGCAGAGGGAUCUGAACGAAGUCUUCACGGGAGGCAUCAGCUCCUACAGCCUCAUCUUAAUGGCCAUCAGCUUCCUGCAGUUACAUCCAAGAAUUGACGCCCGGAGAGCUGACGAAAACCUCGGAAUGCUUCUUGUAGAAUUUUUUGAACUUUAUGGAAGAAAUUUUAAUUACUUGAAAACUGGUAUUAGAAUAAAAGAAGGAGGUGCCUAUAUCGCCAAAGAAGAGAUUAUGAAAGCCAUGACCAGUGGGUACCGACCGUCGAUGCUGUGCAUUGAGGACCCCCUGUUACCUGGAAACGAUGUCGGGCGGAGUUCCUACGGGGCCAUGCAGGUGAAGCAGGUGUUUGACUAUGCGUAUAUCGUGCUCAGCCACGCUGUGUCACCGCUCGCCAGGUCUUACCCGAACAGGGAUUCUGAAAGUACUUUAGGAAGAAUCAUCAAAGUCACCCAGGAAGUGAUUGACUACCGGAGGUGGAUCAAAGAAAAGUGGGGUAGCAGAAUCCUCCCGUCUCCAGAGCUGGACAACAGGAUUAAGAUAAAGGAGAGAAUCAACACCUGCAAUGGGGAGCAGAUGAAGAGCCGGGAGCCCAGCUCCCCUUACAGCCAGCGCCUGACUCUGUCCCUGUCCAGUCCCCAGCUGCUGUCCUCAGGCUCCUCUGCUUCUUCCGUGUCCUCGCUCUCUGGAAGUGAUAUUGACUCAGACGCGCCAGCCUGCACCACACCCAGUGUCUGUCAGUUCAGCCUACAAGCACCCACCACCCUGAUGGCCAGCCUGCCCACAGCCUUGCCGAUGCCCAGCAGCAAACCUCAGCCUGCUGCUUCCAGAACAUUGAUCAUGACAACAAACAAUCAGACCAGGUUUACUGUCCCCCCGCCGACCCUCGGAGUGGCCCCUGUUCCUUGCAGACAGGCUGGUGUUGAAGGAACCACAUCUCUGAAGGCUGUUCACCACGUGACUUCCCCAGCCAUCCCCUCGGCGUCCCCCAAUCCACUGUCUAGUCCUCACCUGUACCACAAGCAGCACAGUGGCAUGAAACUGUCCAUGAAAGGCUCCCACAACCACACCCAGGGUGGAGGCUACAGCUCUGUGGGCAGCGGGACCGCGAGGCCCCCUGUUGGCAACCGAGGCCACCACCAGUACAACCGCACCGGCUGGAGGAGGAGGAAGCACGCGCACACGAGGGACAGCCUGCCUGUGAGCCUCAGCAGAUAAUGGCUCCUGGCUGCCCCCGCCCCAGACUGCCCAUAGGCCUCGGGCACCGCAGGGAACCCAGGCCAGCAUCCAGCACCUCCACCGUGGGCUGCCGAGCCGCCCAGCACUGGUCACUCUGCAUGUUUGUGUGGUGGCCGCAUCCAUCUUACAGAGCAGCUCCAUGUGCUCAUCUGUGAAGCCUUACUACAUGUGGAUGUGCGUCUGCCUGCCCAGAAGUCUUCGUCCGCGCCCACCAGGGCGGCUCAGGAGUGGCAGGGGCCGGGUGUGCUCGUGCGGGGUUCUGCAGCCGUGUCCGCCUGCCCCAGGCAGAGGAGCCAGGCCCUGCCGCGUGUCUGUCUCAUGGGAGUGUGCGGCCGCCGUCUUACUGCCCUCAUGUCUUGUUUGAGACUUCGGGACUGUUUUUCUAUGUAAAUAUUGAAAACUUAUGAUUUGUGCAAUAACUCAGAUAUUUUUUAUUUAAUUUCAUAUUUUCACAUAAGUUAUAUUUAAGGGAGGAGGGAAUUUUUUUUAAACACGCUUAGAUCCUUUCCCAAUUUGCAUUUUCUAAGUUGGGUUCCUCGUGUUGGCUGGUUGUCUGUUAAACGUCAUUACAUGAACACCGUGAGGAGGGGCUUGUGGGCUUUAUUUUUUACGUCUUUUCUUUUGGUCAGAUGCAGUGAAGGGGCCAAGUCAUCUUGAUGGUUUUGUGAGGCGCUCAGCUCCCAGGCCUCCAGUGCAUACCUGGCAGCCUUGCUGUAGGCCUUGGGCUGUGUCCUGCUCUGACCACAAGUUCUGACAUUUUGGUUUGGGUUUUUAAAAACUAGACAGCAAAUCCAGCAUUUAAAGUGCCAGAAGUAAAAACCUCUAAGGGGAGAAGAGGUUGUCACAUCGUACAAAUCGUAAAGUAUUGUGACUGUGGACGUGCUUCGGUCCGUUAAGUGAUGCGGUCUAGAGCCGUGGGCCUGGUGAGUAUCAUCACAGACAAUGGCACCCAGAUUAGGAAUGUGGAGAAAGGAAUUUCCUUGAUUCCGUUGAGGAAUCUGCAUAGCGGUAUGCACUCGUUCUGUUAAGAGCAAAUAUCUGAAAAGUACCUCCGCUGUUCAGGGCACGCGGGGAGUCUAUUAAUGUAUCACAGGAGAGCACAGCCCAGCGUGGGCCCGGGAGCGGCUGGUGCCUGGCGUCAGAAGCAUACAGGUAUACUAUGCAAGUAGUCUGCCGCAACAACCACUGUCUUCGUUACUGUUUUUGGACAAGAAUCUAUCCAUCACCUAACCCCGAGUCUCUGAAGCACCACAGUUGUCCUGGGAGUGCUUGCAUCUUGUAGGCCCUCUGGCUUCCGUUUCUAAAAUGGGGCUCUGGCCCUGCGAAACACUACAGGUAGGUCGGUCUUUAGGUUCACUAGUGGAGAAUGUCAAGACAAGAAGCUGAUUGCCGGGACUUGUGAUUGACACGCAGCAGUGGGGGUUGUAGGUUGAUGUCUGAAUGUGAUGGACGCCUAGCCAAGGACAGAUUCUGCGUGUCUGGGUCUGCCUCUCGCUGCUGUGGUGGGGCCACUGCCUAUGGGAGACAGUCCAGAGCAGAGUAAAGUAGCACAUGGGGUCUGCAGUUCAUGAGGAUUGGAAUCAUCCAAAAUAUUUAAAACUAUUUAAAUUGUGAAACCUGUUGCUAAAGAAUAUUUAUGAACACUGGUCCAUAGGCCUGUACUAAUCACACAUUAGCAAUAUUGACUGUAUCUGCAUUAAGGAGCCACCGUGGGGCCGUGUGAGUGACCCGCAGAUGUGCGUUUUAAAGUACUAUCCCAGGCACAGGUAUGUGUCCAUCCCCCUAAUGGUGAACCAGAUGAAUUGGCCUGGCUACCACUGUGGCCACAUGCUACAGUUUGACAAAAAGAUCAUGUUUCAAUUUUGUGUGUGGACAACAAUGUGGACACUAAAAUUGACAUAUUUUUAUGUAAAGUUUUUUCUAUUCUUUGAUUUUUAAUAAACUUUAGAAACCA